GGUAUGAGGAACAGAUGAGCUGUGAGGAGUGCAGAGCGACCAGAAAGAAGUGUGACUAAAGAGGAACAACGAGAGGGACAUUACCCGUUCCUAUCUUUUCAUGUUUUAUUUUUAUUUGCUUAGUCUCUGCUGAGUGGAUGUAGAGUAUUGUGUUGUGAUCAUGCAGUGUGUUUGCUCUAGUUACUGUGCAGACAGAAUGAGAGUGACUAUGUGCUGACUCUCGGAUUGAUGGAGCUUUACGGCUGGCCUGCCAUGCAAAGACUGAUGCUUUGAAGUGUUGUGCUUAGAAAAUGGACGUCUCCCCAAAGUCAGGAGAAACUCUGAUUGUGUACCACAUCCAUGGCCAGUUUGUUGGGUGGCCCCGACAUAACUCGGUACAGACAUCUAGGCAGCCACGCUCUCUGAAUUUAACCCACAGUAUAUCCCUACCCGAGAGAGGAGAUCUGCCAAGGGAAGCACUUGACUACGGUGGUCUAAGCCACACAAACAAGUCAAGUUCAACAGAAACGGCAGACAAGAAGGGUACUGAAAAUUCUAGAGGAUACAAAUCGUUCCCAAUGCUUUGUGUUUGGUCAGAGAACUCUCCAUCAACCAGUCCUCAACUAAAUAAAGAGCCAUCCCAUCGCAGAUUGCAAAACCUCUUCAUCCCUGAUUCAGAAGUGAAUGAGGAUGAAGAGGAUGAGGACUCGGAGGGAGACAACUUGCAUAAGUACUAUGAGGGGUCAUCCCUUCAACUACAAGGAAAUGCGACUCACUGUAAUAUGAAUACGUUUAGCCAAGCCAACGAAAACAAAGAACAAGGGAGGGAGCUUGAUACAUGUGGUGAAAGCAAAGGAACCCCUGUAUUAAUGGAAUGUGAUGAACAGGAUUGGGGUGAUGUGGAAGACUUUAGCAGGCAAACUCUAGAGGAACCUGGAAGCUGGGCUCCAACUGAAAAUCUUAUUGAAUCCUUCACUCAAAACCAAACGGACUAUAUCACCGACUCUUCGUGUAAUAGCUCAGAUGGAGUACUAGUUAACUUCAGUGCCAUAUACAACAAAACCAACAAUGCAGUUCCUGCAACUCCACUCAACCUAGAUAGUCCUGUUCAUGGAUCAGGUUCAAUGUUGCAAGACAGUUCAAACCCUUUGCCCAGCUGGUCAUCUCACAGCAGUGAUCCAAACUGCAACAUCUAUCCAUCCAACUCUGAGGGUUUCCCAUCAAUGGACAUUUCUGACCUUACCAUGUGUCUGCAGAGUCAGGCUCGGUUAGCAGGUUCCUCCCAGAAUUACUAUAAACUGGUGACGUGUGACCUAUCAUCCCAGUCUUCACCCAGCCCACCAUGGUCCUCUUUGACCAGUUUCUCUGAGACUCAAAGCCAUGGAAGCUGUUCUCCACCUUCAGAAUAUUUCCUUUUUGGACAUGCAGUGCGAGAUGAAAAGAAGAACCCAAAGGUUGACCAAAGUGAACACCAGGGUGAUGAAGGGAGGAAUAAGGACCAAUCUAAGGGAACAAAUGAGAGGAUGGCACACAUAAAAACUUGUCAGUCCGCUUCAAAAGAACAUGGUAGUUGUAAUUAUAUCAAGACACCUCAGUCUCAGAGCUGGACUGGCAGCCAGAAAUGCUCUGUCUUAUCGAAGCUGGGAGCCCUGCAAAACAGCUGUCCCUGCCAUUCAGACACAAAUAUAUCUUCACCUCUAUCUAUGAACCACGCCACCUGUUUUGCAGAAAUUGUCCGAUGUAAGAAGGGAAAAGGAGAAUCAUCUAUGAAAAAGAGCAUAGAGGAUCCAUCAGGCUCACACUUUAUCCAUAAUCUCUCCUCCAUUCAGAAACAGGAUGAUUCAGAGAUGGCAGCAGAGUCCAUGAGUGCUGACAGCAGUAAUCAGUCCAAUCCAGAAGGUGCAUGUGCUUCAUCCCCAGAAGUUGUGCGAUACACAAAAGCACAAAGGCCCACCUUUCUCCCCAUUCAGCCCUUUGUGCUUCAGGCACCCUCAGGAAAACAACAGAGCAAGACUCUUGGUUCUCUUCUCAAUCAGUACAUGAGCCACAAGUACACCAAUGCUGGUCCAUCCAAAGCUCCUUGCAAAAGCAAGGUACACCCGCACCAUGUACAACCCUCUCCUCUCGGGAGCUCUUCUAACAUUCAUCUGGAGGCAGCGACCAGUUCAGAUAGUUGUUCCACCUGCACAUCAAGUCCUAUUUUGCCCCAUAAUCGCCCCCAUUGUACCCAACCUAGCACAAUGUUAGGGCUUAUUCACCAGGACUUGAUGAACAGAAAUCCACAUAUGAGUCCAAAUACCAGACCAAGAAACCCUCAAAGCCCAGAGCAAACAGAACGGAGUCCAAAGGCCUGCUCAAGUCAAAGUCAAAAACAAUCCUGGUCUGGAAAACAGUCUUCUCACAACUCUCUUCUCGAGCAGGUGCCCCUUGUUCAGAUUCAGACUCCACCAGUAAUUUUAGAGGAGACUACAGGUCCUCUGGAUGCAUCCCACCCUUUACAUCAAAGCUCCUCCCCUGCCAUUACAUCAGUCACCUCCUUGACCUCUAUCUCCUCCCUCAUCUCUCUGCCCGGCACUGGACAAAAAUCACUUCGGCAUCUUGAAGCUUGCACCAAUGAAGAACCCAAGAACAAUGCUCACAACAUCUUUGGGCCAAUGAGAUCACCUUGUGUUAUGAGGGAGCGUCAACACAGUGACUCAUUCUCUAUGACAGACAGACCCCCUGACGAGUUCUGCCUUUCCCAAGAAGCCCCUUCAGAUGUUCUUUCAAUCGAUAUUCUACACAAGAGAAGUAUGUUGAAAGCUGUGAGUUUAGCAGUGGAUCUAAUAAUAGCUAAUUUCAACUCAAGACAAGACCCAGAGGAAAAGAUCAGACUGGGAAACAGUUCACUGUGCACCACAAUCAGCAUCCUUGUCCUUAAAAAGCUCUACCCCGCAAUCCAGAACAUCCUUCAAGAUGGUUUGAAGGCGUAUAAAUUUGACUUGAUUAUUGGAAAGCGCCGCAACAAUCUAUGGAACAUCGUGGAGGCCACGACACAACCAGGCUCAUCUGCCCGAAUGCCUGACAGCUUGGUAUCUGUGGUAAAAAAAUGUUCCCAGUUAUCAAGUCGCAUGCGGCUCAGUGUCUUCAUCAUAGAUCUGCUAAACUUGCGUGCUUUGGAAUUCUGGAUCCAUCAUGUAUACACUUGCGUAGAUGUUGUGACGGAACACUAUCAUCAUUGGGGUUUCUUGGCUCUGGCCCAGGGGCCAAUUUAUGGACAACUGUUUCAAGAGCUGCUUCUUUUGCUGCAGCCACUAUCCCUGGUGCCUUUUGACCUCCAUCUGCCACCCGAACCUCAAAGUAUGGAAAAGCAAAAGUACAGAGCACCUUUGCCUCAUCGGCUUCUUGCCCAGUCAGCUCAGUUUCUUCAAAUGAGCUCUAUCCAGACAAACAGCAGAAGCUCAAAAGGUCCCAGUGAUGUUAGUGAAACUGACGCAUCUUGGCAAAAUCAGACACCCACCUCAGAGUGUGGAACAAAGACGAAAGAAGAUGAAGCACAUGAAAUGGAAAACAUUGAAAUGCCACAAUAUUUAACAAGUCGUCUGGAGGAUAAACACUUCAGUGAACUGCGUUGGGCCAGACUCUUUGGCUCUGGAGUCGGAACCCUAGUUGGGCCACAGAGGGCACAAAAGAGCAUUAGUGGAUCUCUUAGAAGUAGGCGGCCCUCAGAAUGGCUGAAGCUUGGAGCAUCAAAAGUGGAUCUGCUAGCACAGUCAGUGUGGACAGGGAAAUGGCCAGAGGCUCAUCCAAAUGGUAACCAUGACAGAGACACAGAAAAAUAAAGAUGAAAUAUGAACUCUUAAGACCCCACAAGGAGUCUGAUUUCAGCUAGACAGAGUAGAAGCACAAUUAAUCCAAACUAAAAAUCACCUAAAUGAGAUUUUACCCAAUGCAAUCUGUUCCUGGAUAGAAUGUUGCUAUAGUGAUUUACCAAUCAGGAAAAUUUCUAUUAUAGCUUGGUCUUUGAAAGGUAUAAAAAUAUUCACUUACUUUUAAGUCAUGAUGUUAUAAAGGUUUUUAGAUUAAAUUUAUAACACAAUCAAAGUAUUGUGCAGAGAUAUAUAUUAGCUAUUAGCAUAUCAAGCACAAAACUGGAACUGAGGUCCCCAGAAGUCUUUUCCAACCAAUCCCUGCACUUUAUCUCCGUCUCAGGUCAGUAGCUGUCAUCUAGACAUAUCAUUUCUGCUGUUAUUGAACUAUGUGGCUUUAAAAAAGUAAAUUUCCAUUAUGGUCUAUUAAAUAGUUUCUAUUACUUAGCCAUUUCCAUGCAUGAAAGUAUGUAUACACAUGACAAACUAAAACUGUAGUUUUCUUUUUUCGUAUUCAGUGAAUUACAACUGCUUUUAUUGCAUUUUUUUGCACGGUGGAAUCUAUUUCUUUGAUAAAUAUGCAUGCCUGAGUAGCUAUAUUACUUAUUUAUCACUUAACAGCAGGACUAGUUAAGUAGUGAUAUUUGUUGAUGACUAUUCGCCCAAGUGGGACCCCUGAUGUUAGUGAUGCUCGUUGAAGAGGAAGAUUUGAUUAUGAGUAAGUUUUAACAGCAGUGAUUUUUCUAUUUCCUGAUAUUAAAGUUGUGCCCGAUUGGAACCUUGUGAUAAUAAAGAUUUGUUGAGUCAUUAA
Messenger RNA from Pimephales promelas (fathead minnow), 4638 nucleotides. Its product is annotated as AP-4 complex accessory subunit RUSC2. NCBI's taxonomy places the organism in Eukaryota, Metazoa, Chordata, Actinopteri, Cypriniformes, Leuciscidae. Gene Ontology annotation, cellular component: cytoplasmic vesicle. The record is from RefSeq and is a predicted model, not a curated record.